Molecule: messenger RNA, 2525 nt
Organism: Alternaria rosae
Lineage: Eukaryota; Fungi; Ascomycota; Dothideomycetes; Pleosporales; Pleosporaceae
Exons: 2
Coding region: 82-2115 (677 amino acids)
Source: RefSeq, a predicted model, not a curated record
AUUCGUUACUGGAAUAGUUAUUGUGGCGCUCGCUCGUGGUAUAACACCGGGGAGGUCGGACGGGAUAUUGAGCCUGCAAAAAUGGCCAUCAUACCACACAUGCUUAUCCGGUCUCGGGUAGCCUUGGGACUAGCAUCGAUCACCCCUGACGAGGCGCAGUCUUAUCUAUGGAGUGUUAAUGCGACAUACCACCCGGUUGCUGCUAUGAAUGAUGGGUUUGGCUUUGCGUCAAGAUCGUUGCGUAAUUGGGUCUUCUCUCGCAGUUCUUACAAUUCUCCCCCAGAUUUCUUUGUAGCGGGUCUCCCAGCAGGGACUACGACUGGAGUUUUGCGCCAACAUCUUAUGAGGCUUAAUUCCUCUAUAUCAUGCAAGGAGAUAGAACCCGGGGAUUUUCCAUCACCUUGUCCUGGUGAUCAGCCUUUCACUGUAUUCUGGGAACGCGUUAUAGACGCAAAUGUACGCAUAUGCGUUCCUGGUAAUUACACUAGCUUCCCAUGGUCACUCAGCCGCAGCCGUCAGGAUCUCACCGAAGAGAUAUAUAUUGAUCUCAAGGACACAAACAUCGGUAAUCUCGAAUGGAACUCAGAGCAUCCACAGUUUAAUACAAGCUAUAGCAUUCGCUGCACAGCAACGACUACUAGAGGCUAUUUUGAACUUGGUAGCAAUUGGAAUAACAAUAUAUACGGGCCGCUUCUUGACCGGUGGCCGGGUCAAGCACAGAUGGAAGAAGACUUUAAUGACCGGGGUAAUGCUUGGAGAGGAGGCUACAUCCCUUCCGAAGCUGAUGAUCCUUUUCAGGACAGGGAUGAGCAAUUUGAAAACCAGGAUCCGCCUUUACAAGACAUUGAACCGUCUAAACCCGCGACAUGGAGAGUCCCUGGUCCCCUAAUGACGAGCGCACUUGUCUUAUUUGGAAGAGGGUCCUGGCUAAGCAUAGCCACGGACUUUAUGUUGAAGAUGCCAGCUAAUAUUACUGAUGGUGCAAGAAUAUACGAGAACUCUUCAUGGCAGCUUUUCUGUCGUGGAAUGCCGUUCGCGAGACUUGAGCAGCUAUUCCCUGUCGGCGGUCCUACUAGCGAUGAUUUCGUGUCUCUUUGCAGCUCAGUCGAUCAGCGUAUGUUCGAUGGCUAUAAGAUACGAGAGGACGAUGUGUUGCUAGCUACGCAUCAUUUACUAGCCGCUUUUGCACCCGUCAACCAAUGGAGCGGCAGCCAAGUAAGAACACUGGAGAAAGCAGAGAGUCUACUGAAUGUCUCCAUGUUUGUCGCCAAUCGAGCCUUUCUUACCUUAUAUUCCCAGGAUGUCGGCGAUCAAGAGAUGGUAAGAAACGAGAGUCUGCCGCAUCGUACAAUCUACGCUUCUUCAGGUCUCGCCGUGCAAAAGCCUGUGCUUUCAAACAGAACCGUCAUCAUACUCUCAGUCCUAAUAGGCAUCCAACUACUCGGCUUAAUUUAUAUAACUUAUUACUUGUAUCGCAUCCCAACCUGGUCAGACCAAAUAGACGCCAUGGCUAUGGCGCGCAUCGGAGCGAGCCUGCAUGACAAAGGCGUACUUCCAGCCAUCGGCCCAGUGAGCAAGGAAGAUCUCGAUGCUUUACAGACUGUGAGUGGCUUAAUCGGCAUCGUCGAGAGAAGCCCGCGUGGUAAAAGCUCAGUGACCAGAUCCGUGUCUCCCGAUCUGAUAGAUACGGAUGGCUCCGGCGCGGAGUUGCAACGGCUUAAUCUGGCUGAGGAGGGUCGUGUAAGCUUUGGAGAUAGCACACGUCGCGUAAUCUCAAUGAUUGGAUCUGUAUCACCUGAUCUGGGGAUUACAGGUAGCUCGGAACCGGAAUUGCAACGGCUCAAUCCAGCUGAGGAGGGUCAUGAAAGCUCUGAAGAUGGCAGCUCAGGCGCUAUGUCGCUCAACCUGGCUACUACGAAUAGCUCAGACGCCGAGCGUCAACGGCUCAAUUCUACUGAAGAGCUUCGUGGAAACUUCGAAGAAUUCAGCACAGGCGUUGAACUAGGACUAGACGCUCCAGGACCGAUCCUCACGACGAAUGUACCACGCCGAAGUCCGUAUGUACUUGGUAUGAAAAGAGUUUGGAGGGCAUUUCAGUCGACAAAACGUCCGUAAAUUAGCUAGCUGGGAUCUCUCGAAUGUAUCUUUGGGGUGUGACUGCGUAUCAUCACGAAGAUAGUACAGCAUGGCAACAAGAAGUCACUGUGUUUGAGGAUCUGAACUUGCCUCGUGAUUAUCGCAGUGCAAAACACGAAAUCGUUUUGUUGAAAGCAGAAAAUGACGUAAAUUACGAAUGUCUAGCGUACAUCAACAAGAAGUCUUUAACUACGUAUCAGCGUAAUACAACCUCCAGGAAACGUAACCCCAGACCUGGUAUCAUCAGUAGCUCGCCGAAGCAACUGCCGACCCAAACAAACGCCCAAAACGGAAACGAGAAACUGAUUGGAAAACUAAAACAUUAUGCACUAUUGCCGCCCAGCCUUGAGACGCAAGGGCGACUUUUGGUAUCCGAUAUGCUACAGUCC